Podarcis muralis (Common wall lizard) is the source of this 3784-nucleotide messenger RNA. It is a transcript of the gene MELTF, whose product is annotated as melanotransferrin. NCBI's taxonomy places the organism in Eukaryota, Metazoa, Chordata, Lepidosauria, Squamata, Lacertidae. Gene Ontology annotation, cellular component: plasma membrane; extracellular region; early endosome. Gene Ontology annotation, biological process: iron ion transport. The record is from RefSeq and is a predicted model, not a curated record.
CUGCCCUUGCUAGUCCACUAGGCUGCAGCAGCUUCCAGGAUAUGCCUUUGCACGGGCUGUUAAUCGGCUAAGCCACUAGGUGGUAGUGAAGCAAUGGUAAGCUCUGUUGUCCCCUGACUGUCAGGUGGGGGGGGGCGUUCCUUGAAGGCAGUCAUUCACCUUGCCAGAUCCAAAGUCUUCCCCCCCUCCCCCUGGAGGUGGGGACAUGCAGGGUGGCAUCGCCUGCCUCCUUUUCCAGACGAGGAAUCCAAGAGAAGGCUGAGCAGCAGCUUCCAGAGAGCUCCCUUCCUCCACCAUGAAGAGCGUCGCCCGUCCUUCUGCCCUUCUGCUCUGCUUUCAAGCUGUCUUUGCCUUGGACCAGCUGAAUUGGUGCACAGUCUCUGACAAAGAGCUUGCCAAGUGCAGCGACAUGAGCAAAGCCUUCUUCAGGGCCAACAUUCGACCCCUGCUGUCUUGUGUGAGAGGUGUCUCAGCCAGCGACUGCAUAUCAAUGAUCAAUGCAAGUGUGGCGGAUGUGGCAGCCGUGGAUGGCGGCACCAUUUAUCAGGCUGGGAAGGAAUACAACCUGAAGCCAGUGGUGGGAGAAGCCUAUGGCCAAGAUGUUGGCACAUCCUACUAUGCAGUGGCUGUGGUGAGAGCCAACUCCAGCUUGACUAUCGACAGCUUGCUGAGAACCAGGUCGUGCCACACGGGCAUCAACAGGACAGCCGGCUGGAACGUCCCCAUUGGCUUUCUUCGCGACAGCGGCCGGAUGCCGGUGAUGGGCUGCGAGGUAGCUGCAGCCGUGGGCAACUAUUUCAGUGCCAGCUGUGUCCCUGGAGCCAGCAGAAACGGCUACCCAGCUAACCUCUGUGCGCUCUGCAGAGGAGACGGGACCGGCCGGGGGAAAUGUGAGCUGAGCCCCAACGAGGAAUAUUACGACUAUAUGGGCGCCUUCAGGUGCCUGGUGGACGGAGCAGGGGAGGUGGCCUUUGUGAAGCACAGCACAGUCGCCGAAGCCACUGAGGGCCAAGCUCCCCCCUCGUGGGUCCUGCCGGGGCUUCAGGCCACGGACUUCCAGCUCCUUUGCCGGGAUGGCAGCAGAGCGGCCGUGACGGAGUGGAGGUCCUGCCACUUGGCCCGUGUCCCUGCGCACGCCGUGGUGGCCAGGGAGGACGCGAAUGCCAGCCUCAUCUUCCAGCUGCUCAGCCAGGGGCAGCAAAGGUUUAACACCGAAGGUGCUGAUUUCCAGAUGUUUGACUCUUCAGCCUAUGAUGGAAAGAAUCUUCUCUUCAAAGACUCCACCAUGGAGCUGGUUCCCAUUGUGGGGCAGUCCUACCAGGCCUGGCUGGGGGAAGAGUACAUGCAUGUCGUGCGGGGACUGGACUGUGACCCUACAAGGCUGCCUCCCUUCCUGCGCUGGUGCGUCUUGUCUACAGAGGAGAUCUGGAAAUGCAGCCAGAUGGCCACGGCCUUCGAGGAGAAGCAGCUGAAGCCGGAGCUGCAGUGUGUUUCGGCAGAGAGUCCUGAGCAGUGCAUGGAGCGCAUCCAGAACAGAGACAUUGACGUUGUGUCUCUGGCCGGAGAGGAUAUUUACACGGCUGGGGAGACAUACGGCCUGGUGCCAGCUGCUGGCGAGCAUUACGCAGACGAGGACACCACCAGCACCUACUACGCAGUGGCCCUUGUGAGGCGGGUGGCCGAUGACGCCUUCACCAUCUACGAGCUGCAAGGAAGGAGGUCCUGCCACGCAGGUUAUGGGACAAUGGCUGGGUGGAAGAUGCCCAUUGGCCUCUUGCUGAAGAAGGGGUUCAUUCGUCCUCAGGACUGCAACAUCCCCAAAGCGGUGAGCACCUUCUUCUCUGGCAGCUGCGUUCCGGGGGCCCCGGGAGACGGCUACCUGGGCAGCCUGUGUGAGCUCUGCAUUGGGGACCUCAGGGGCCAAUACAAGUGCAAUGCCAGCCGCCAAGAACGUUAUUAUGGCCACGCUGGAGCCUUCAGGUGUUUAGCUGAGGGUAAGGGCGAUGUGGCCUUUGUCAAGCACUCCACAGUCUUUGAAAACACAGAUGGGAACAACACGGGCUCCUGGGCCUCCCAGCUGCGCUCGGGGGAUUUCCAGCUCUUGUGCCCAAAUGGUGCCCGUGCGGAAGUUAGCCAGUUUGCCCACUGUCACUGGGGACAGGUGCCCGCCCACGCCAUCAUGGUCCACCCAGACACAAAUGCUUUGGCUGUUUUUGGACUUCUGAACAUUGCACAGGACUUCUUUGGUGACCACAAUGAAAAUGGAUUCCAAAUGUUCAACUCUACAGCCUUCAAAGGGAAAGAUUUGAUCUUCAGGGACUCCACCGUUGCCAUUGUGCCAGUUGGGGCGAGGAGGACGGCCAUCUCCUGGCUGGGGGAACCAUUUGUGGAGGCCCUGCAGGGCCUGAGGGCUUCCCAGUGCUCUGGUGCAGCUUUGUCAGUGAAUGUCUUCCUCCUCCUGCUGCUGAUGACAAGUCUUGGUCUUGCUGGAUUCUGCUGUCCGUGAUCCAUUGGCUGAAUGCCAACAUGCCAUGAGGCAAAAGGCAGCUGCAACAUGGACCACCACCACAAAGUCAACAAACCAAUCAAAUCAGCUGGCCUGAUCCAUCUGGAAGAAGUGGAGCAUGCUGGGCCUUCCUUUUUCCUCAGACCACAAACGAUGGUUGCUAAAGCAUUUCCAUUGUGGUGGCAACAAGCCUGGCCUCUCCAGGGCUCCUGCACUAGCCUUCCUUUCUCCUUCUCUGGCACAGUCCUGAGGGGGGGCUCAGAAGCUUUUGCUUACCAUUUUGGUUAAUUAUCAUGUCGUUCAGAACUGACAAACUGGUUAUUCAUAACCGAGAUUUGUUUGAAACAAGUUAACUCCAAGUGAUGGCUUAUGAAGCAGACUUGUUUCAACAAAGGAAAUUUUAAAAUAGCCACAUCCUUAACUGUGCUUAAGUAAAAGGAGCAAAAGCUUCCAGUUUGCUCCUCACAACCUUGGAGUAGGUGAGCUUGGGGGGGGGGAGGACUUGUCUCCUCCCCUCCAAGACUAGCCAGGCUUCCUUGUGAUGUCUGACUGCAGCCCCUUUUGGGAGACUUGGCUCUGCAUCCAGAGAUCGAAAAAUGGCUCCCCUCCCCUUGUCAGCCUGCAGUUAUGGCCCUGGGCUCAGGUGUGCUGGGAGGAGGCAAGGAGCUGCAUGUCUGCCUGCUGAUUGCUUGAAGAGCGUCACUGUGUCCAUCUUUUUAUACUAACUAGACUAACACAAUUACUGUAUUUAUUAACUCCCUUGAGAGUCCCGCUAUGAAUAAAAAAGCAGGCUAUAAAGAGAAUAAACAGGAGACAGAGGUGAUGGCAAGGAAGGCAUUUUCCAGCCCUGCCUAUCUUGGCUAUAUGUUGCAGCACCUAGAAAUGCAACGCCAAAGAGCCUCCCAUAAGCAACAAAAGGGCAAAACCUCUUAGUAAAUGCCUGCAGUAGCUAUCGUGAAGGGAGACAAAGUUAAGUAACUGCAGUUUCCAGGAUUUUGCCACAACAAUAACAGCAAACCUUAGUAACAUGAGAUGUCAGCCAUACCUGCCAUGGUUUCUGGGGCUGGAAAAACUCACCUGGGUGCAGAUGAACAGUCUGAGAAAGAAUAUACCAGCCAACACUAAGCAUGCAGAGAACCCUCCCCAAUGCUUUGGAUGAAGCCAUCUCAGCUUCACCAGACCUGCCUCGAUUGGGCAGUUGUCCACUGGAAACGAUGACAAUCCCUAGUUGUGAAAAGCCAGCUCUGAAAAGGUCAAAAUAAAGCAUAAUCUCCCGUC